AUGUUGACUAAGGGAAAGCACCCGGGGGACGGUAGGGUUGGUAUGGGGGUUAGGGUGGGUACGGGUUCGGAGCGGGUGUCAUUUAUCGGCGCCACGAAUCAGAACCCCCCCUCCAACAGCACUCCCCAGACCCCCCCUCCAACCAUGGCGGCUUUCAAGCUCCUCUUGGUGGUGUCCCUGUGCCUGGCGGUCUCUGUCAGCGCUCAAACGCCGCGCCUGGAUCCCACCAUGUUUACGUGCCCCACCGGCUUCAUUCCAUUCGUCAGCAGCUUCCGGGAUACGGAUGUCGGAUGUGUGCCAGACCCAUGCGUCGGAGCUUGCGUCGGAGGCACAUGCACGAGAAGCUCGAGAGGCGCCUCUGGCUUCAGCUUUACUGCCAACCUCUGCACCUGCCAGGCGCCUGCUGUGGUGUCGCAGAUUGUAGGAAGCGACUUCUGCUAUGUGCCAGGCACCAACGUGUGUAACCCCAGCCCCUGCAAGAACGGUGCCACGUGUGCCCCCGUGAGGGACUUCGUCGGCCAGAUGGGAGCCUACACCUGCACCUGCCCUCGCAACUACUACGGCCGUAACUGCGACAUCAUGGGCCCGUUCCCGACCCCCACCCCCAAGGGCAUGCCUGCUCCGAGCGGACCGGCAGCGGAUCCUUACACGACCUUCUAAGACGCCUAACCCCGCCGGUAGCCUCCAAUUAAAGCUGAGAUUUGAAACAGGAUUUUGCGGCUUCAUUGACCAGAUGAGGAGAGUAUCAUCGGUUGUUUAGCAACCUUGAAUUUAUUUAAUUGAUUUGGAUUAAAGUAAUUUGAUUUGAUUGUCGCCUAACCUUAGCUGAAUGGUCGCAGACCGCCAGCUUAAGUUAUCUAGAAAUAAGGAUACGGGGAAGAGAACAACGUGUCCGCCAGAGUCCGAGAUGCUAAUCUACUGUCAGAUCGAGUCUGGUUUGAGUAGCUAGUGUAAUGUCGCUUUGCUGAUGUCGAGAAUAAUUGCAAACAGACAGGUGCGUUCUAGGACAUUUGCCUUGUUUACUCGUCUUGCUUAUCAUUGAUACCUGAUCUGUUCCAUUUUAUCCAUUGGUAAAGUCGGAAUUGGCUGUUUGGCUGCACUGUGAU
Messenger RNA from Klebsormidium nitens, 1106 nucleotides. The record is from the annotation of a GenBank genome assembly. NCBI's taxonomy places the organism in Eukaryota, Viridiplantae, Streptophyta, Klebsormidiophyceae, Klebsormidiales, Klebsormidiaceae.